Messenger RNA from Rhinopithecus roxellana (golden snub-nosed monkey), 3585 nucleotides. It is a transcript of the gene MED24, whose product is annotated as mediator complex subunit 24. Gene Ontology annotation, cellular component: mediator complex. The transcript is spliced from 27 exons. Gene Ontology annotation, molecular function: transcription coregulator activity. The coding region runs from base 131 to 3157 and encodes 1008 amino acids. Lineage: Eukaryota; Metazoa; Chordata; Mammalia; Primates; Cercopithecidae. The record is from RefSeq and is a predicted model, not a curated record.
AGCCAAUAGAAAGUGAACUUCUUGACAAGUGCCAAAAUGGCGAUGCCUACGACCUAGAAGUGGAUUGUGCGCUCCACUUCUUUCACCUCAAAGUUGGCCGCCACAGCUGCCACCUGCUCAGAGUGAAAUCAUGAAGGUGGUCAACCUGAAGCAAGCCAUUUUGCAAGCCUGGAAGGAGCGUUGGAGUGACUACCAAUGGGCAAUCAACAUGAAGAAAUUCUUUCCUAAAGGAGCCACCUGGGACAUUCUCAACCUGGCAGAUGCAUUACUAGAGCAGGCCAUGAUUGGACCAUCCCCCAAUCCUCUCAUCUUGUCCUACCUAAAGUAUGCCAUUAGUUCCCAGAUGGUGUCCUACUCUUCUGUCCUCACAGCCAUCAGUAAGUUUGAUGACUUUUCUCGGGACCUGUGUGUCCAGGCAUUGCUAGACAUCAUGGACAUGUUUUGUGACCGUCUGAGCUGUCACGGCAAAGCCGAGGAGUGCAUCGGACUGUGCCGAGCCCUUCUUAGCGCCCUCCACUGGCUGCUGCGCUGCACGGCAGCCUCUGCAGAGCGGCUCCGGGAGGGGUUGGAGGCCGGCACUCCAGCCGCUGGGGAGAAGCAGCUUGCCGUGUGCCUUCAGCGCCUGGAGAAAACCCUCAGCAGCACCAAGAACCGGGCCCUGCUGCACAUCGCCAAACUAGAGGAGGCCUCAUUGCACACAUCCCAGGGACUUGGGCAGGGUGGCACCCGAGCCAAUCAACCAACAGCUUCCUGGACUGCCAUCGAGCAUUCUCUCUUGAAACUUGGAGAGAUCCUGGCCAAUCUCAGCAACCCCCAGCUCCGGAGCCAGGCCGAGCAGUGCGGCACCCUCAUUAGGAGCAUCCCCAUGAUGCUGUCUGUGCAUGCGGAGCAGAUGAAUAAGACCGGCUUCCCCACCGUCCAUGCCGUGAUCCUGCUCGAGGGCACCAUGAACCUGACAGGCGAGACACAGUCCCUGGUGGAGCAGCUGACGAUGGUGAAGCGCAUGCAGCAUAUCCCCACCCCACUUUUUGUCCUGGAGAUCUGGAAAGCUUGCUUCGUGGGGCUCAUUGAGUCUCCCGAGGGUACGGAGGAGCUCAAGUGGACAGCUUUCACUUUCCUCAAGAUUCCACAGGUUUUGGUGAAGUUGAAGAAGUACUCUCAUGGGGACAAGGACUUCACUGAGGAUGUCAACUGUGCUUUUGAGUUCCUGCUGAAACUCACACCCUUGUUGGACAAAGCUGACCAGCGCUGCAACUGUGACUGUACAAACUUCCUGCUCCAAGAAUGUGGCAAGCAGGGGCUUCUGUCUGAGGCCAGUGUCAACAACCUUAUGGCUAAGCGCAAAGCAGACCGAGAGCACGCACCCCAGCAGAAAUCGGGAGAGAAUGCCAACAUCCAGCCCAACAUCCAGCUGAUCCUCCGGGCAGAGCCCACUGUCACAAACAUCCUCAAGACGAUGGAUGCAGACCACUCUAAGUCCCCGGAGGGACUGCUGGGAGUCCUGGGCCACAUGCUGUCCGGGAAGAGUCUGGACUUGCUGCUGGCUGCCGCUGCUGCCACUGGAAAGCUGAAAUCCUUCGCCCGGAAAUUCAUCAAUUUGAAUGAAUUCACAACCUAUGGCAGCGAAGAAAGCACCAAACCGGCCUCCGUCCGGGCCCUGCUGUUUGACAUCUCCUUCCUCAUGCUGUGCCAUGUGGCCCAGACCUAUGGUUCAGAGGUGAUUCUGUCCGAGUCGCGCACAGGAGCUGAGGUGCCCUUCUUCGAGACCUGGAUGCAGACCUGCAUGCCUGAGGAGGGCAAGAUCCUGAACCCUGACCACCCCUGCUUCCGCCCCGACUCCACCAAAGUGGAGUCCCUGGUGGCCCUGCUCAACAACUCCUCGGAGAUGAAGCUGGUGCAGAUGAAGUGGCACGAGGCCUGUCUCAGCAUCUCAGCCGCCAUCUUGGAAAUCCUCAAUGCCUGGGAGAAUGGGGUCCUGGCCUUCGAGUCCAUCCAGAAAAUCACUGAUAACAUCAAAGGGAAGGUAUGCAGUCUGGCGGUGUGUGCUGUGGCUUGGCUUGUGGCCCACGUCCGGAUGCUAGGGCUGGAUGAGCGUGAGAAGUCACUGCAGAUGAUCCGCCAGCUGGCAGGGCCGCUGUUUAGUGAGAACACCCUGCAGUUCUACAAUGAGAGGGUGGUGAUCAUGAACUCGAUCCUGGAGCGCAUGUGUGCUGACGUGCUGCAGCAGACAGCCACGCAGAUCAAGUUUCCCUCCACCGGGGUGGACACAAUGCCCUACUGGAACCUGCUGCCCCCCAAGCGGCCCAUCAAGGAGGUGCUGACGGACAUCUUUGCCAAAGUGCUGGAGAAGGGCUGGGUGGACAGCCGCUCCAUCCACAUCUUCGACACUCUGCUGCACAUGGGCGGCGUCUACUGGUUCUGCAACAACCUGAUUAAGGAGCUGCUGAAGGAGACGCGGAAGGAGCACGCGCUGCGGGCAGUGGAACUGCUCUACUCCAUCUUCUGCCUGGACAUGCAGCAAGUGACCCUGGUCCUGCUGGGCCACAUCCUGCCUGGCCUGCUCACUGACUCCUCCAAGUGGCACAGCCUCAUGGACCCCCCAGGCACUGCUCUUGCCAAGCUGGCCGUAUGGUGUGCCCUCAGUUCCUACUCCUCCCACAAGGGACAGGCAUCCACCCGCCAAAAGAAGAGACACCGUGAAGACAUCGAGGACUAUAUCAGCCUCUUUCCCCUGGACGAUGUGCAGCCUUCGAAGUUGAUGCGACUGCUGAGCUCCAAUGAGGAUGAUGCCAACAUCCUUUCAAGCCCCACAGACCGGUCCAUGAGCAGCUCCCUCUCAGCCUCUCAGCUCCACACGGUCAACAUGCGGGACCCUCUGAACCGAGUCCUGGCCAACCUCUUCCUGCUUAUCUCCUCCAUCCUGGGGUCACGCACCGCUGGCCCCCACACCCAGUUCGUGCAGUGGUUCAUGGAGGAGUGUGUGGACUGCCUGGAGCAGGGUGGCCGUGGCAGUGUCCUGCAGUUCAUGCCCUUCACCACCGUGUCGGAACUGGUGAAGGUGUCAGCCAUGUCCAGCCCCAAGGUGGUUCUGGCCAUCACGGACCUCAGCCUGCCCCUGGGCCGCCAGGUGGCUGCUAAAGCCAUUGCUGCACUCUGAGGGGCUUGACAUGGCCGCAGUGGGGGCUAGGGGCUGGGGACUGGCGCAGCCCCAGGCGCCUCCAAGGGGAACAGUGAGGAAAGAUGAGGCAUCGUGGCUCACAUCCGCUCCACAUGGUGCAAGAGCCUCUGGCAGCUUCCAGUUCCCCGCUCCUGACUCCUGACCUCCAGGAUGUCUCCUGGUUUCCUCUUUCGAAAUUUCCUCUCCGUCUGCCAGCACCUGAGGAGUGUGAGCAGUCUGGACCACAAGCCCAGUGGUCACCCCGGUGUGCGCCCACCCCAGCCCAGGAGUAGUCUUACCUCUGAGGAACUUUCUAGACGCAGAGUGAGUGUGUGUGUGUGUGUGUGUGUGUGUGUGUAUGUUUUGUAAUAUGUGAGGGAAACCUAUCUUUGUUCAUGUGUAAAUAAAGCUCCUCGUGGAUCCCUUUG